Anopheles stephensi (Asian malaria mosquito) is the source of this 1379-nucleotide messenger RNA. Its product is annotated as pancreatic lipase-related protein 2-like. The coding region runs from base 197 to 1180 and encodes 327 amino acids. Gene Ontology annotation, molecular function: lipase activity. The transcript has 3 exons. Lineage: Eukaryota; Metazoa; Arthropoda; Insecta; Diptera; Culicidae. The record is from RefSeq and is a predicted model, not a curated record. Gene Ontology annotation, biological process: lipid metabolic process.
CAAUCAACAGCAACGGUUGGUGCAUUUUUAACAUACAAAGCCAAUCAUUCUGCACCACACCAAUCGUCGUUCCCCGCUGGGUUAGUGCGCCAGAACCCAUAAAAACGCAUCGCAUCGUACCGUCACUACACCAGUCGGUGACAGAACGUUCGGGGUUUUAGAAGAGUGACACGUUACGGAAGAUAUCGUCGCUAGAAUGCUUCUACAAAGUGGUCUGCAGUUCCCGAUGCUCAUCGUGGUGAUAUUGAUCGCUGGAAUCAUCGGUCUUGGAGAAGCCGGUGACAGUGACCUAAAUGAGGUGCGCAUUGGCUUCGGCACAUCGUUCAGUGCGAGGCGCGACGUUCGGUUUCAUCUUUACACGCCGCUCAACCGGGCUGACGCCCACGUGUUCUCGAUCGACACGGUGGACACGCUGAUGCGUUCGUUCUACAACUCUAGCCAUCCUGUUAGAAUAAUUAUUCACGGCUGGUUUAACAACGGCACCUCGUUGAUAAUACAGGGCGUGAAGGAUGCGUAUCUGGAUGCGGGCAGCUACAAUGUGAUCGGUGUUGAUUGGGGCGUCGGUGCUGGCGAGUCCUACUUCCGUGCCUCGCAGUACACGAUCGCGGUUGGUUUGGUGGUGGCGGAUCUCGUCAAUCAGCUCGUACGCUCCAACAUGACGGACAUCGAGCAGCUUUAUCUCGUAGGCCACAGCCUUGGAGCACACAUCGCCGGUAACGCGGGACACUCGCUUAAAACGCAACAGCUGCAGGUGAUCUACGGGCUCGAUCCUGCCUCGAUCAAUUUUUUCCAGGACGAGCCGGACACACGCCUUAGCCCGGACGAUGCUGCGUACGUGGAAGUCAUCCACACGAACACUCAAUUUUCUGGCUAUCCAGCCCCGCUAGGGCAUGUCGAUUUCUACAUGAACUAUGGUCGCAAGCAGCCGGGCUGCAAGACGGACGUCUGCAGCCAUGGCCGCUCGACCGAGUACUUUAUCGAGUCACUGACGAACGUAACGAAAGGCUUCUGGGGCGUCCGGUGUACCGAUUACAACGAAAUCCGCCAGCGGACAUGCUACAACAUUAAGCAGCAGGCAAUGAUGGGUGGUGAAUUCUGGCAGAAGCACAAUACGACGGCCGGCGUGUACACGGUCGAAACACUCGCCGAGUCACCGUAUGCGAUGGGUUACGUGCACUAAGGUGUGUGUGUGUGGACAGCGGUUAGUAGUGGUGCAAAUGAAAACGGAUGUCGUUAAUCAAUCUUAUGUUACCAAAAAAAAAAAGAAAGAACACAUCGCCAAUUGAGUUGAUCGGCUCCAAAAAUAAAGCAUCUAGAGUGAUACUGCACUAAUCCGCGCUUAUCGUGGCAUGUUUGUGGGUACUGUACAAAAAUCAGCA